Messenger RNA from Acanthochromis polyacanthus (spiny chromis), 2564 nucleotides. RefSeq names its product zinc finger protein 395b (gene znf395b). Gene Ontology annotation, molecular function: DNA-binding transcription factor activity; RNA polymerase II cis-regulatory region sequence-specific DNA binding. Gene Ontology annotation, biological process: regulation of transcription by RNA polymerase II. The transcript is spliced from 10 exons. NCBI's taxonomy places the organism in Eukaryota, Metazoa, Chordata, Actinopteri, Pomacentridae. Gene Ontology annotation, cellular component: nucleus. The record is from RefSeq and is a predicted model, not a curated record. Bases 580 to 1848 code for a protein of 422 amino acids.
AAUACCAGACUACCUGAGAAACACAACAAAUCACGGCUCGUGGACGCUGCCCAGCCGUCCAAACAUCCCGUCUGGAUUAUUCCUACGCACCCUGAACACAGCAUCGCCCCCAUUUUACCUCUGUGGGCGACAGGCCACAGUGAAUGUACCCUAAUGUCAGAUUAUGUCUGUGGAACGCGUUCUCGGUCACGUACUUGACCAGAGAACACAACUUCGGUCAUAUUCCCGUCUCCGUAAAUCGCUCCUGUUUCCUGUGAAUUCCUGCAGUAAUGUUCAGAUCUCCUGUGGAGCUGCUGCUCUGCUCCGUCACACUCCGAGAUGCAAGAUGGAACGACUGUUUGCCAACAAGCUGCCGUCUGUUCAGAUCAACAUAUUUAUUCACCAGAGAAGCACAAUAUUUAUUAUCUGACGGCACGGCUCAUUAGGAACCCAUCCUCCUGAGGGGAGACAACAGCGAGCCUUCAUCUCUGAGGGUUUUCAGAAGGAAACUACAGAUUUUACAGCAGAAGUCACUCAUGGAGGACAGUAUUAAGGGAGCGUGACGCUGUGCUGAGUCCCUUCACUGGUUGCAGCAGCACCAUGGCAGCUAUGGGACCCGAGGACAGAGCUGGAGUCGGUCCAGACGGGACGGCAGGCUGUCCCCCAGAACAACAGACCUCCAGGACCGACGGGCAGCAGACCGUGGUGUUCGCUCAGCCCUGCCUCCACGCUGAGAAGACCAAGACGUCCGGCUGGACCAACCUGGCCGCUCCGCUGCAGAGCAUGGGACCCACAAUGCACCUGGGCAGCAGGUGUGGAGAGGCUCCGUACAGUUUCCGCAGCCCGGAGUCGGUGGAGAUGGACGAGAUCAUGGCAGCGAUGGUCCUCACCAGCCUGUCCUGCAGUCCGGUGGUCCAGAGUCCUCCACAGACGGAUCCAGGACCAGUCGCCUCCUCGUCCUCCACCGACAUGGAGUGUGGCGGCGGUGAGCUCUCCGACAGCGGCAGCAGCGGCUACUGGAGCUGGGACCACGGCAACGUAAGCCCCGCCCCCUCACCGUCCGUCACAGAGAUGGACAGCAGCCCUGACGAAGGCCUGCACAUGGAGCUGGAGCAGGGGGAGGAGCUUACUGCCAAAAAGCCAAAGGUACAGCCACAGAGCUCGUUCAGAGGUGUGUACAGAUGUCUGUGGCCCAGCUGUGGAAAAGUUCUCACAUCUUCAGUGGGAAUAAAGAGACACAUUCGAGUGCUGCAUCUGGGCAGUGGGUCGGACCAGUCCCAGAGGGAGGAGGACUUCUACUACACCAGGAUCUCCUGUGAGACGGUGGACGCCGGCUCCGGUCCGGCUCCUCCCCAGCAGGCUCUGGGCCCGGCUCCGUCCCCUCAUCUCAGCUGGGCCUCCUGUGGUUCUCCUCCAGGCUCUGAGCUCCACAUCCCUCCGGCUCACAGGCCCAGGUCCAACUCCAGCUCCGGGCCGGGCCCCAGCAGGCCCAGUCCGCUCAGCCAGUCGGCCCCCAGCAGCUUCUGGCAGAUCCACUCGGAGCAUCACUACCAGGCCUGUAGUCCUGUCCAGGUAUCCGUGGCCCCCAGAAGCCCCGGCAGCCAGGGCUGGACCCCCUCCAGCUCCGUCUCUGGACACAGUAACCCUCCGAUGGUGAAGCCUCGCUGCCGGUCCGUCAGCGUUGGAGAACAGUGGCUGCAACAGAACAGGCUGCAGCCGAUGAGCGCGUCGCCUUCACGCAACCACUGCUCCUUCAGGAAGGGUCGCGGGGAGGCCAAGAAGUGCCGUAAGGUUUACGGCGUGGAGCGUAAGGAUCAGUGGUGCACCGCCUGCCGCUGGAAAAAAGCCUGCCAGCGUUUCCCCGACUAGAAAGAGAGAGAGACGAUGGAUGAGUGGAAACAGAGACUUUUAUCAGACAGAGAAUAUAAAUGGGCCCAGAGCCGUGGAGAAGAACCAGUUCUUUUACAUGUGUUUUUUUUUAACUUUCAACCUGUUUUCUUUCUUUCCUAAAGGAAUGCAAAUGGACUUUUCUGUAUCUUUGUAACCUGAUCCUGAAAUCUAAAGUCUGCGAUGGUGCUAGCUGUUGACUGACUUUGACAUGUGACGUGCUAAGCCUCCAGUACUCUCCUCCUUCUAUCCAAAGCUCUUAUUACUGCCCCUGUAGCUCCACUGUAUUAGACCGCUACUUGGCUGUUUUCUUUAUUCCCAUCUUCUCCUCCGGUGGUCACAGUGGUUAUGAUGUACAUUAUAUUGUGUGCUUUGAGUUACGUACGAGUAUUUUAUACCUUUUUUUAUUGUCUCGUUGGGCCCUCGUAUCGGGCAGACCGUUUUAUUUUUUAUUUUCAUGUUCUUUGGCACUUUGUUGGAAUAUAAACUCACAAGAAUAAGCUACAUUUGGUUCGACUCAACCAAGUUCCUUCCGUGAAAUGGGUUUCCUUCCUGCCCAUGUGUCGGCACACACCAGUGUUAAUGGUUUUAAUCCGUGAAGCUGUGGAGUCAUGGCGUCAGGGGGAAAGAGUUUGUAAUAGCAAUAAAAAGAGGAAAUAUAUUGUCAAAAACAUUAAAAAAAAGCACUGAGAAUUUGA